Messenger RNA from Eimeria necatrix, 2490 nucleotides. RefSeq lists its product as hypothetical. NCBI's taxonomy places the organism in Eukaryota, Apicomplexa, Conoidasida, Eucoccidiorida, Eimeriidae. The transcript is spliced from 10 exons. The coding region runs from base 1 to 2490 and encodes 829 amino acids. The record is from RefSeq and is a predicted model, not a curated record.
AUGACGGACGCCUCUCGCGUGUUUCCUGCUGCUGCCACAGCCCCUGUUGAUCUCUUUGCCUGGACAGACAUUGUGGCGCUUAAUCCGGGGGCCUGGUGGAUCGAGCGAGACAUAUAUGGCACCGUCUCCUCCAUCGACGUGGCAACUCGCGAGACCAUUGCAGAGCAGCGUGCGUCCAGACACGAGCAGCCGCAGCAGCCGCAGCAGCAGCAGCAGCAGCAGCAGCAUCUAGCGCAGCAGCAGCCGCGAGCAGCCACCGCAGCAGCAGCAGCAGCAGCAGCAGCAGGCCGCCGCAGGAAGUGCGGAAAUCUCUUCCGGAGGCGAAGUUGGUCACGGAGAUCGAUCCCUCAUUUGAAGACGAUCCCAGCAAGACUCCCCUCGAACAGCAGCAGCCACAUCAGAAGCAGGGUGCCUGCCAGGACUGCUGCUGCCUCUGCAGCAGCAGAAGCAGCAGCAGCUGCUGCGGCCGUUUCUGCUGCUGCUCAUGCUUCACUUCUUGCUGCUGAUGGAGUUGCUGCUGCAGUGACAGAUAUAGUGAGCGCUCCAUGGACAGAUCUAGAGGCCUCACGCGUUCGAGACCUGGCGCAGAAGGGUAAGCAGCACAGCUGCGCUAGUAGCAGCAGCAGUAGCAAAAGCAGCAGCAGCAGCAGCAGCAGCAGCAGCAGCAGCAAAAGGCAGAGUUGCGUCAGCUGCUUUGCAAGAUACCACGUCCACUGUUCUGCUGCUGCUGCACCCUGGCAGCUGUCCUACUUGUGGUGCAGCGGAGUCCACUCUGUGGGCAGCGAGGCGCUGCAUGCGCUGGGGGCCCUCGAGGCCCCCCUGUACCACUUGAACUGGCAGCAGUACACGAGGUUUGGGGUUCCUUCCCCCCUGGAGACACCCCGAGGCCCUCCCCAAGCAGCAGCAGCGGCAGCAGCAGCAGUUAACAGCAGCAGCAGCUACAAGUGUCUCUGCUGCAGCGACAAACUCAAUACACAACUCUGCUGCACUGGCAGCAGCAGCAGCAGCAGCAGCGGCGGCAGCAGCAGCAGAAGGAAGCCACAAGGGGUGGAGACAGCCACAGCAGAGACAGCCUUUACAGACUCAGCAGCAGCAAAGGCUGCAGCAGCAGAAGCAGCUGCAGCAGUAGCAGCUGCAGCAGCAGUAGCAGCUGCAGCAGCAGUAGCAGCAGCGGUAACAGCAGCGACAGUAGCAGCAGCAGCAGCAACAGCAGCAGCAGCAGCAGCAGCAGCAGCGGGCCGCCGCGCUGCGAUAAGAAAGGGGAACACGGCGAACUUCUGGCUGCAGCGGCAGCAGCAAGAGCAGCUGCAGCAGGAGAUACCCUUGCGGCAUCGCCAGCAGCAACAAGCGCAGCAGCAGCAGCAGCAACAGCAGCAGCAGCAGAAUGAAGCAAAGGAUUGCCGGCACUGCCUUGCCGGCAGCUUUGCUGCUGCUGCUGCUGCUGCUUCCAGGCGCGUCAUUGGCGAAGACACUGGGGCGACGAAUAUGGAACGCGUCUUUUGUGGGGUGCUGCUGCAUUACCUCCUCGGUGCGGUGCUGCUGCUGCUGUUGCUGCUGCUGCUGCUGUUGCUGCUGCUGCUGUUGCUGCUGCUGCUGCUGCUGCAGGUAGCGUCGGGCCCCAUAAGCAUUGGAGGCGGCACAGGGCUGCAGUCUGUCUCCGUGGGUGCAACGGUGAGUAUUUGUGCUGCUGCUGCUGCUCUUGCUGUUUCUGCUGCUGCUGCUGCUGCUGCUGUUGGCGGCGCGACGGUGCCAGAGGAGGAGGGGAAGCAGCUGCUGCCCUCGUUUGCAAGCCACCGAAAAGAUCUGCGGCUGCAGCAGCUCCAACAGCUGCAGCAGCAGCUGCAGCAGCAACUGCAGCAGCAGCUGCAGCAGCUGCAGCAGGGCGUUAGCGGCGUGGAGCUGCUCUUGGGUGUACAGACACCUCUUCCUGUUAGUGAGGGGGCUCUGAGGUGUCUCGGCACCUUCAGCAAAGGCAAAUCUAAACUUACCUUCGCGGCUUCCCGAGGCAGCAGCGAGUUGGCCGUCAGCACAUGGGGCCUCCGGCUUUUGGGUUUUGCUUCUCGCGCUUGCUGGAGUUUGAAGAGCAGCAAAGCAGCUGUGGAAACAGCUCAUGACUUCGAGAAGGGGGAAGCGUCUAUGCGAGUUGCUGCUGCUGCUCUCACAGGAGCAGCAGGAGACACAGCAGUUCCGACGCUGCUGGGCUUUGAAGUUGCUGCUCGAGGUCCGCUGCUGCUGCGGGCGGGCAGCAGAGCUGAGAGUGAGAAAGCGGCAGCAGCAGCAGCAGCAGCUGCUGCUGCUGCUGCUGCGCAUGCUGCGGACGCGGGGAGAGCGAAGGCGCAGCAGCAAGCGGACCUGGCAGAAAGCAGCAGCAGCAGCAGCAGCAGCAGCAGCGGCGAAAAAGCUGCUGAUGUGUCUUUGGGCUUUUCUUUGGGCUUUGGCGCCAAGGGCCAGCUGCUGCUGGAGCCGAAGUUUCAUUUAAAAGAAAAGUGA